CCCACAUUACCCACACACAGAGUUUGAUCCCACCUCUAGCCAUGUCUGUUCUGUACGCGCUCUUGGUUUGUCUCCCGGCCUUGACCUUUGCCCAAACGUUCAGCCUAAAGCCUUACGACGUCACUGCUGCUGUCGCCUUCACCUACGCUGACCACAAUGGUGAUGGUGUGUAUGACAGGAAUGAGGUGGACCUGAUGUUUAAGAACUUAGACAGCAACCAUGACGGGCUGAUCUCUCUACGUGAGUACAGUUCCUACUUCGACGCCAACAUGCACGACCCCCACGUGGGUCACAUCGUGAGCUCGCUCUUCCUGGUCUAUGACGUCAACAAUGACGAUCACGUGGACCAUCACGACUUCGAUAUGAUGUUUGCAUUGGCUGACAGCAACGGUGACAAUUUAAUGCAGAAAACCGAAUUUGUGCACUAUACCUCCGUCAUAUUUGCUAUUGUCGACACGAUCUAAGAGGUCAAGUUCAUGUUAUAAGUUUACUUUAAAAAAUGUCCAAUUUAUAUGACGAUUUAUUAUCGAACUGGAUUUAAAUGGGUUUUUUUAUAAUUAAGGAGAGAUAGCAAAAAAUAAAUGAUAAUAUUUUGUACGA
Messenger RNA from Physella acuta, 600 nucleotides. RefSeq lists its product as uncharacterized. The record is from RefSeq and is a predicted model, not a curated record. Lineage: Eukaryota; Metazoa; Mollusca; Gastropoda; Physidae. Gene Ontology annotation, molecular function: calcium ion binding.